CCAUUUCUUUCCCCUUCCCGAGCGCGAGCGCGAGUGCGAGUGCGAGCGAUCGCUCGAAGAAGGAAACCAAGGUCAGCAAAUGGAAACCGCCAUCUCCGCCUUCUGCCAAGCCCUCGCCGCCUUCUGCCACCACGUCGACACCGCCUCCAAAUCCCUCUCCGACUCCAUCCAAAGGCGACCGAUUCCCCUCGAUUCGGCGGCCUCCGCUUUCUUACAGUCCCUCGACCGCCGGAUCUCCUGCGCCGGCGCCGACCUCGAACUCCUCGAGUCCAUGGCCUUCGGGACCGUCUCCUUCGAGGAGCUCCUAGGCCACUGCAACGAGGUCUUCAAGAACCAUCAGAGUUGCAUCGCGGAUCUCGAAGAUCGGAUGCAGAGCUUCGGCUACGUCCCCGGGGUGGAGUUGGACGAUGAGGUUGAUGAGGAGAUUGGGGACGAUCCAAAAUUCGCGAGUCCGGUCAUUGGUCAUCUUAAACUUCCUGUCGAUUUUGGUUCGGUUUCUGUUGCCCGGUCAAGCAGGAAGAGGCUAGAGGAGGAUUCUUUAUUUGAGGAUUCAAUCUCCUUACAAAACCUUGGUCUUUCAGAUGCUUGCUUAGCCACUUUAGCCUCAGAAGGUGAUGGUUGUCUUUCUAUCACUGAAAAUUUUUCAGGAGGAACAAUGAGUUCUUAUGAUGGAAUAAUGUCUGGAAAGGUAAUUGCAGCUGGAUUUCAAGAACCUGAUUUAAAUGCUUCAGAUGCAUUCAGUGAUGAAUCUUCAGUAGCUAGAAAUGCUGGCAAAAAGGUUACGAAGGAUGACUAUGAUGGCCUUCCUGCCUUUAUGAAAAGUCUGGUAUCAUGGGAGGAGUUACAGGAAGCUAUUGUCAAGAUAAACUCUUUCCUCUCCGGAAAGGACAGGAAGAAGCAAAGUGAUGCAUUCAACCAAGACGAUCUAGAAAUAAUGGGGCUUGGGCGGAAAGGACGAUCAUACUUGUUGCUACUCCUUAGGAUGAAUCAGCUAGUUGCGGAGACAAAUGAGGGAUCCAUAUAUUAUAGAGUGCCUGCUGGCUGCUGCUAGAAGGUUUGUUAUACAUGUUGUUAAUGUCGACGAGGGACAAAAUUUGUCGAAGCAUUGCUUCCGCUGUUUGCUGAAGUUUUCGCUUGCAGUGGAUUACGUCUUGCUCUUCGUUUGGGUUCCACGUGAGCUGUGGACAAUUUACUUCAGGGCUUCUGAACUCAGAUACAUGAUUUGGUCUCAUUGGGGAACGAGAAGGGCGGCCCGGCCCGGCCCUCUAUGCUGUUCGCCCGGAUCAUCGGUCUGCAGGCUUGCGGUCAACGUGACGAGUAGCGCUGUACCCCUGCCUCCACUCUCCUGUUUUUUUUUUUUUUUUUUUUGCUGGAUUCAGGUACGUUUCGACGAUGACGGUUAAUUACAAAAGUAUUCCAUUCCAUGUAGUUAGUUAUUUUGAUUCUUAUAUUUUUUAAAAUUAUAUUGAUAACUUUAUAGUUGUAAAAGUAAGAUUUUUAGAUUCAUUUAUUUUAA
Musa acuminata AAA Group (dessert banana) is the source of this 1516-nucleotide messenger RNA. RefSeq lists its product as uncharacterized. Gene Ontology annotation, biological process: chromosome segregation; mitotic cell cycle. The transcript has 9 exons. NCBI's taxonomy places the organism in Eukaryota, Viridiplantae, Streptophyta, Magnoliopsida, Zingiberales, Musaceae. The record is from RefSeq and is a predicted model, not a curated record. Gene Ontology annotation, cellular component: kinetochore; spindle microtubule; outer kinetochore. Bases 80 to 1051 code for a protein of 323 amino acids.